AAUCAUCAGUUUUAUAACUGAAAAUGUACAGUUAUUUGUAAACUGACAGUGAAAAAUGACUCUGACUCCGAGUCCAAACUCUUGUGAUAUUGUAGCUCAAUGUACGGCAGUGCCUGGUAUGAAAGGGAAGAAAAACGCUGAACCUUUCCACACGCCCACUACUUUCCCUUCAACACGCCCACUCCUUUCCACACGCCCAAACUCCGGUCGCCAUAUUGGAUUGCAGCUACCCCUUUCUCUGCUAUUUUUGUAACUUGUGAUGCUAACUAGGCUGCUUGCCUGAGACUAGCUCUCGGGAACCCAAUGGUAUGGAAUUGUAGUCAUGAUAAUGGCAAGCCUGAGACUCCUAGCUAAUGUAAACCAACAACGCAGCUGUCUAGCCUUAUCUAGUAGUUACACCAUUAUACUCAGCAUGGCAAGUGAGCAGGAGGUAGUAGCAGUCGGCAAGAUUCUGGUCAACCCAAAGCAGGACCUAACAACACGGUUCAGAGCUCUCUUCACCUUGCGUAACCUGGGCGGACCAGAGGCCAUCGAAUGGAUCAGUCAGGCUUUUGUUGAUGACUCUGCUCUGUUGAAACAUGAGCUGGCAUACUGCCUGGGGCAAAUGCAGGAUGAGAGGGCCAUACCCACGCUAGAGACUGUUCUAAAAGACACAACACAGGAGCCUAUGGUCAGGCAUGAAGCAGGGGAAGCAUUAGGAGCUAUUGGGAACCUUAAAGUCCUUGACUUGCUGAAAGAGUACUCAGAGGACCCAGUCAUUGAGGUGGCAGAGACGUGCCAGUUGGCUGUUAGGCGGCUGGAGUGGCUGAUAUCUGGUGGGGACCAUAAAGGAGAAGAGGUCACCGAUGGAAACCCCUACUGUUCUGUGGACCCUGCUCCCCCAGCUCAGAGGAAGACUGUCCCUGAGCUGAGGACACAGCUCCUGGAUGAGAGCCUGCCGCUGUUUGAGCGCUACAGGGCCAUGUUCGCCCUCCGCAACCUGGGCACCGAGGAGGCUGUCCUGGCUCUAGGAGAUGGUCUUCAGUGUAGCAGUGCCUUGUUCCGCCAUGAGAUUGGCUACGUCCUGGGUCAGAUCCAGCACCCCGCCAGCAUCCCCCAGCUGCAGGCAGCCUUGGAGCUGAACGGGGAGAACGCCAUGGUGAGACACGAGUGUGCCGAGGCCCUCGGAUCCAUCGGCAAGGAGGAGUGUAUGAAGAUCCUGGAGCGCUAUAGGAAAGACACAGAGCGCGUGGUGAAGGAGAGCUGUGAGGUAGCCCUGGACAUGCUGGAGUAUGAGAACGGCACACAGUUCCAGUACGCUGACGGACUACUACGACUGCAGGGGGAACAGUAAGCAUGGACACCAGGAGAACUGCUAUACAGCACUAGAAGAGCUUUCUACAGAGGUCAUAACUCAUGAUCACUGAUACCCAUUUUCACUUAUUAAAACUAUCUGACUCUCGCCUGUCAUUUUUAGCCUUUGAGACAAGGCAGUGUAAUAAUUGUAUUACAGUACAUCUGAAUCCAUGUUGUGGUUAUUUUAUUUAUUGUUUUCAUGGAAUCUAUAUGAUUCAAUGGUUCAAUACCCCCCCCGAUCUCAGUGACCCAUUCACUUGUAUUUUGUAUUCCGAGUGAUCUGAUCAUAAGCAUCUGAAAUCGGGAAACCUGAUUGUGGAAGAUUGUUAAUCCACUUUUCAGCUGUGUCAUAUUCGCAUAGAUUUUAUCUUGGCGGAAAUAAAAUAAUAAUAAAACAAGGCUUAGAUAACCAAAUUA
Messenger RNA from Oncorhynchus gorbuscha (pink salmon), 1752 nucleotides. RefSeq names its product deoxyhypusine hydroxylase-like. The record is from RefSeq and is a predicted model, not a curated record. Gene Ontology annotation, molecular function: deoxyhypusine monooxygenase activity. The transcript has 5 exons. Gene Ontology annotation, biological process: peptidyl-hypusine biosynthetic process. Bases 323 to 1333 code for a protein of 336 amino acids. NCBI's taxonomy places the organism in Eukaryota, Metazoa, Chordata, Actinopteri, Salmoniformes, Salmonidae.